CUGGUUCCCCAGGGUGGCAGGGGUCAGUGGGACAGCGGUGUCCGGACGGGCAGGGGCCGGUGAGCCCCAGGGUGGGAUGCCUGCUGCUGUGUCCAUGGGCAGGGGAAACUGGGGGUCUCAGGCAGGGCAGAGGGGACUGGGAGCCCCACGCGGGAGGACUGGAGUCAGUGGGACUGAGGCGUAGGUGUAGGGCCCAGACAAGGUAUAUGGGGCUAGUCCUGACUCCCAGCGUGGCCGGGAGGCCCUAGAUGGAUGUGCUGCUUCGAAAACUGGCCUCUGGUCAGUCCCACCGGAUAGGGGACAGGCUGCAGGUAGCUCUGUGCUGUCCUGGCCAUGCCCACUGCUGCUGCCAUCCCACAUUGCCAGCCAUUCCCGUGCCACACUUCUAUGGCUACCACGGCAGUGCCACUGUUCUUGCUUUCCUUGGGCUUGGUACUUGUCGUGGUUUGACAUAGAUUGGGUUUUAGUUGGGGGACUGUCCUCCUCUCUGGUCCUCUCACCUUGUUUUUCACCCUGGUGCCAAGGUGGUGUGCUGCUAGAGACUAGGGUAAAGGCAGACACAAAGCAUCCAGCAUCCAGGGAGGCGGUGGGGGAGAGAGGAUCACACCUCACAGCAGUGAAACCUUGCAAGGUAUAUGACCACAGGACCAUGGUGGCCCUGAUGGGCUGAAUUCAGGUCCCUGGUGCCAGCCCGUGGCACCUUCUGCAGCAAGAGCAUGUCCCAGCAUGGAUGCUUGUGCUGGAAGGACUCUUUAGUUUAGGUGAGGUUGGUCAGGAGGCUGUCUGAACUUAGUGUAAAAGAUCCUCUUAUUGUGGACAACAGUGGAAUCGGUGCAGCAUCAAUCAUCAUCUACAGGGACAUGCUGUGGCCAAAGGUGAAGGGAUGUGGCUGGCAGGGCCCACUGGGGGCUCUGUGUGGUCACAUACCCUCUGCUCUCCCUGGGCAUCCCUGCCAUCUGCUGUCCUGGUUUGCAUCAUUUCAUGAUGCUCACAUGCUGCUCAAACCAAGGGGUGGCAGUGGCUGGUGUGGGUGUCUUGUGUCUUCUUUGGUCAGGAGAUGUGACAUGGCCCUUGUAGUUUCCUCCCCAUUCUCCGGUGUCAACUGUUUUGCCAGGGCUUUGUGCAAUUCCUUGGCUGCCCCACAUGCUAUCGCUGUCCUGCCCCCUGUUCCAUCCCUCCAGCAGCCCUUGCCAUGGAGCUGCCGGAUGCUGUGAGUGAGCACUGGCCACUGCAGGCUUUUGAGGCUGGGGUCCUGCAGGAGAGAGAGCACAGCACUGAGGUUUGGUGGAAGAGUGAUGCUGCAUCUCUGCCGGCCCUCGAAGGACAGCUCUGUGGAGUCUGGGGAGUGAAGAGGAGCUGGCUGAUAAGCAUGUGGUGGGGCAUGCUGCUCUGGGGACCUGCCCCCCUCAGCCAGGGCUCAGGGCUGGCAGCUGCAGUGGGUCAGUGGAGCUGCCAUGUGUUGCCUUUCUCCAGUGGCCUGUGGACCCCCAUGGGAGGGUGUGAGUUCUUUCUCUGGUUAGGGACCUGUCCAGUGCCAGAUGAUAAAUGGGUGCUGGCACCGGGGAGAAGGAAGUGGUUUCUUUCCUGCCUGUCCCCUCCCGGUCCCCAGCUGGUGGGUGCUGCCCUGCACUGGCAUGUUUGUUCUGGUUGUGACUGUGCUGAUUCUUCCACUAGAUGUGUCCCUGCAGGCAACCAGGAUGUCCCAGCCUUUCCCCAUCACCUCCACCCACCUGUCUGGUGGCAGGACAGGAGCAGGAUGCAGACGUGAGCACAGGGAGGCGGUGCUGAGCAGGAAAUAAAGUUAUGGGGAGGCAGCUUCCUGAGCAGGGCUGUGAUUAUGGCUCUAGAUGUGGGGAUUUGAGUCAACUGCCUGGUCAGGAUGAGCUGGAGUUUCCUGACGCGGCUCCUGGAGGAGAUCAACAACCACUCGACCUUCGUGGGCAAGAUCUGGCUGACUGUCCUCAUUGUCUUCCGCAUCGUGCUGACGGCCGUGGGGGGAGAGUCCAUCUACUACGACGAGCAGAGCAAGUUUGUCUGCAACACGCAGCAGCCGGGCUGUGAGAACGUCUGCUACGACGCCUUUGCGCCCCUGUCCCACGUCCGCUUCUGGAUCUUCCAGAUCAUCAUGGUGGCGACGCCAUCGGUGCUCUACCUGGGCUUUGCCAUGCACCGCAUCGCUCGCAUGCCUGAGUCCUCGCGGCGCCGGACACCACCAGCCCGGCGGGCGCGCAUGCCAGUAGUGCGCCGGGGAGCCGGGCGAGACUACGAAGAGGCAGAAGAUGACAACGAAGAAGACCCCAUGAUCUUUGAGGAGAUUGAGGUGGAGAAGGAGAAGAGCCCAGAGGGCGGAGAGAAGCAUGAUGGCCGGCGCCGUAUCAAACAGGACGGGCUGAUGCGUGCCUAUGUCCUGCACUUGCUGUGCCGCUCAGUGCUGGAGAUGGUUUUCCUCUUCGGGCAGUACCUGUUGUACCGCUUUGAGGUGAGCCCCUCAUACGUCUGCAGCCGCAGCCCCUGCCCACACACUGUCGACUGCUUUGUCUCCCGUCCCACUGAGAAGACCAUUUUCCUCCUCAUCAUGUAUGCUGUCAGCGGGCUCUGCCUCUUCCUCAACCUCUGCGAGCUCUUGCACCUUGGUGUGGGGCGCAUCCGUGAUGCCCUGAGCCAGGCUGGCGGCCCCCCACUCCCAACCGGCGAUAGCCCUGCACCGCAGUACCCCAAGAAAGCCCCCAGCGCCCCACCCACCUAUCACUCACUGAAGAAGGAGCUGCCGCAAGCCCCGCUGACCAACGGCAAGCUGGACUACCGGGACAGCCUGGCCCAGGGGCGCUUCGCCCUGGCUGGGGCUCCCCCGGUGCAUGAGCUGGACCGGCUGCGUGAGCACCUGCGUCUGGCCCAGGAGCACCUGGAGGUGGCCUUCCACCUCCAGCCCCCGCCGCGGCCCCCCAGUCCUGCCCGCAGCAGCAGUCCCGAGGCCAACGGCAUCGCCGCCGAGCAGAACCGCCUCAACCUCGCCCAUGAGAAAGGGACGGCCGCCUGCGACAGGACCACGGGGCUGUGAGUGCCACCAGGGACAGCAGCGGUGUCUGCCGGAGUGGCUGCCACCGCCACCAUGGGAUAGGCGUCCUGCCAGGAGCACAGGGCAAAGGAUGCCACACGCCUGCCCAGCAGGGUACUCUGGGUAGCUCUGUCCCGGUGGGCAGCAGAGGGGUCGGGAACCACGGGGUUCAUUCCUACUUAAUUUUCAAAAAGGGAAUAUCUUAUUUUUGUACGUUUUUAUAAACUCAUCAACAUGUGCACCCUGGCAUUUUUAUACUCAACUCUGGGCCUGUGCCCCCCCAACUCCUGUUUCACCCAUUUUCCCCACCAUGUUGUCCUCACACCUCCUUGUGGCCCCGUACCCUCUGCCACCUGUGGCAGCACCGGCUGGUGCUGUGUCUGCGCUGGUGAUUUUGGUAGUGCCCCCUGAGGUGUGAGGGACUUAGGGGAGCAGGCUGGGGGUCUGGCUGGCCGGGCCAAGCUGUGGAACAGAGUGCUGGGCUGGCAUUACUCUUGGAGGGGGUGGGAGGGGUCCUGGUGGCACUGUGCUGCCAGAAAGUGACUUUGUGGUCUGGGGGGCCACGCUGCACAGCAUUCUGGCUUGGGGCUAUGAGUUGCGGGACUGGCCUGCUUGGAAAUGUCUGUGCAGAGGUCAGGGGCCGUCCUUCCCACUGCCUCCUCCCUGUCCUGGCAGGCUGCCCUUGGACCAAAACUUGUCUCCUCCCACUCUGGCUGCCGGGCUGGGACCCCCUGCACAGAGCCAGACCCUGGCCUCACAGUGUGGGGACGUGGUGCCCCGAGCUGGGCUCGGCCGGGAGCCAGUGGAGCAUUCCUCAUCAUCUCAGCCUGGGUCACAUGGGGACUUUUGUAGCAUUGUUUUUUACUUGGAAAUGAUCGUCACUCUGUUUUUCUUUUUUUUUAUAUCUAUAUUAGUAAAGGCUGAAGACGUUUUGUACUGAA
This is a messenger RNA of Parus major (Great Tit), 3996 nucleotides long. Its product is annotated as gap junction gamma-1 protein-like. The record is from RefSeq and is a predicted model, not a curated record. The transcript is spliced from 3 exons. Gene Ontology annotation, cellular component: connexin complex. The coding region runs from base 1880 to 3058 and encodes 392 amino acids. NCBI's taxonomy places the organism in Eukaryota, Metazoa, Chordata, Aves, Passeriformes, Paridae. Gene Ontology annotation, biological process: cell communication.